This is a messenger RNA of Closterium sp. Naga37s-1, 1074 nucleotides long. Lineage: Eukaryota; Viridiplantae; Streptophyta; Zygnematophyceae; Desmidiales; Closteriaceae. The record is from the annotation of a GenBank genome assembly.
AUGGCGUCUACCAUUGACCAGCUGAAAAACCUUCCUAUCACCACUGACGAUAUCAUCGCGGAAUAUGUCUGGAUUGGAGGAUCUGGAAUUGAUGUCAGGAGCAAGGCCAGGACUGUAAAGGGUCCCAUUGGUCCCGCCGACGUCGCGAAGCUUCCCAAGUGGAACUUCGAUGGUUCCAGCACGGGCCAAGCUCCAGGCACGGACAGCGAAGUGAUUCUCUACCCCCAAGCCGUGUUCAAGGAUCCCUUCCGUGGUGGCAACAACAUUCUGGUCAUGUGCGACUGCUACACGCCGCAAGGCGAGCCCAUUCCCAGCAACAAGCGCGCCUUCGCUGCUGAUGUGUUGAAGAAGGUCGAGGACCACGAGCCCUGGUUCGGCUUGGAGCAGGAGUACACGCUCCUCAAGAAGGACGUCAAGUGGCCGCUCGGCUGGCCCACCGGCGGCUACCCCGCUCCGCAGGGCCCGUACUACUGCGGCACGGGCGCGGACAAGGCGUGGGGUCGCGACAUCGUCGACGCGCACUACAAGGCGUGUCUCUACGCGGGGAUUAAGAUCAGCGGGAUCAACGCGGAGGUGAUGCCGGGCCAGUGGGAGUUCCAGGUGGGCCCGUGCACGGGCAUCGAAGCGGGCGAUCAUCUGUGGAUGGCGCGGUAUUUGCUCGAGAGAGUGACGGAGAUGGCUGACGUGGUGCUCUCGCUGGAUCCCAAGCCGAUCGAGGGCGACUGGAACGGCGCCGGCUGCCAUACCAACUACAGCACGAAGGCGAUGCGCGAGGAGGGCGGGUACGAUCUGAUCGUGAAGGCGAUCGAGAAGCUGGGGCUGAAGCACAAGGAGCACAUCGCCGCGUACGGCGAGGGCAACGAGCGCCGCCUCACCGGCAAGCACGAGACGGCCGACAUGAACACCUUCUCCUGGGGUGUGGCCAACCGUGGCUGCUCAGUCCGUGUGGGCCGCGACACAGAGGCGCAGAAGAAGGGUUACUUCGAGGAUAGGCGGCCAUCGUCUAACAUGGACCCAUACAUUGUCACGGGCAAGAUUGCAGAGACCACCAUCUUGUGGGAGCCCACAGCGUAA